Molecule: messenger RNA, 942 nt
Organism: Cricetulus griseus (Chinese hamster)
Lineage: Eukaryota; Metazoa; Chordata; Mammalia; Rodentia; Cricetidae
Source: RefSeq, a predicted model, not a curated record
AUGGUGACCCAAACGACCAUCAAGACCUCGGCAUCACCUGGCCUGGAGUCUUUGACUGUUGUGGGCUCCAGUCGGGCCCUGAUCCGGCCACUGGGCCUUCUCCGUCUGUGCCAACUGUUAUCUACCUGCUUGGCUUUCUCACUAGUGGCCCACGGACGUAACUGGAUGGGCCCCAUGGGUAACUGGUGCAUGUUCUCCUGGUGCUUCUGCUUCUCCAUGACCCUGUUGAUCCUCAUCAUAGAACUGAGUGGUUUCCUGAGCCGUGUCCCCCUGUCUUGGCUGGAUUUCUCCAUCACCUGCGCCAACUAUGCUGUCUUCUUCUGUCUGACGUCUUCCAUCAUCUACCCUGUCACCUAUGUGCAGUUUUUGGCUUAUGGAUCUGACAGAAAUCGUGCUAUCGUGGCCACAGUCUUCUCCUGCAUCGCCUGUGUGGCCUAUGCAACGGAAGUGACCUGGGCUCAAGCAAGGCCUGGUGGGAUAGCUGGCUACAUGGCCACUGUGCCCGGGCGGCUCAAGGUCGUUGAGACCUUUGUAGCAUGUGUCAUCUUUCUCUUCAUCAACAACCCACGCCUGUACAAGCUUGAACCUGCCCUGGAGUGGUGUGUGGCUGUGUACGCCAUAUGCUUCAUCCUAACCAUGGUGGCCAUCAUACUGAAACUGGGGAAUUGGACCAACAUCAUCCCCAUUCCCUUCCCCACCUUCUUGAAAAGCUUGGCCUUCGUUUCUGUCCUCAUGUACACUACCGCCAUUGUCAUCUGGCCCCUCUACCAGUUCAAUGAGGUGUUUCAUGGCCAGCCCCACAGAGCAACGGAUGCGAACUGUCAGUACAAACAUCCCCACUCAGUGUGUGCCUGGGAUCGCCGACUGGCAGUGGCGGUCUUGACUGGCUUCAACCUGCUAGCAUAUCUGGCUGAUUUUAUGUACUCUGGUACCAACGUGUAA